CCGUACGAAUGUUGCAGGAGAGAGACGUGUCUUCUAGAGACUGAUGAUGUUCUUUUUGUCGUAGAGAAAAUUGAACUAUUUUCUCUAUGUUAUAGUUUUAGCUGAUUUAAUUAUCUCCUGUUGUUUUGAUGUCUUUCUUUUUGAUUCCUACUGUGGCAGUCUGCUAGCUAUACAGCUGGAUGAUUACAUUCUCCUCGAGUGAAGCAUUAAGCCUUCUAUUGUGAAGUGAUUGUGUACGCUGUUUUGAAUCUGUAUGGUAUUGUUAUUGCCACUCGUCUAAAUCAAGUCACGGAGCGGGGGCUGGUCAUCAUAAGUCUAACAACUACAUAGGCCUAUAAGCUUUCCUCACUGUUUUUUGGAGGAAUUUGGACGUGAAAUAACCGUCGUAACUUGCAAUACAAACGGAAUAAUAAGGGGAUCUGCAUGACAGUUGAAGCUGCCGCAUAAUGAAAGGAAUAAUAAUUACCGCAUUGGUACUUGUCUCCUUAUGUGCUCAGAAUAAUGGACAAGUUCACCAGGCUAAUAUGUGUAUUUGGUACGAUGAAUGUGAAAACGGGCCCUGUUUGAAUUAUGCCCCUCCACAACCACUAACAAACCAACAAGCAUUAUUUCUACUCUAUGACCUCUGCCCUAAUUUAGCCGCACCUCCUGGUCUACCCCCUAUUGUGUGUUGUAGCCCGACUCAGUUAACAAAUAUGGCCGCCACAGUAGCAUUUGCCCAGCAAACCCUACGUCGCUGCCCAGCCUGUCUGAAAAACUAUUUGAACCACUUCUGCCAGAUAACUUGUAGUCCACACCAGAGCCAGUUUUUGAAUGUAACAUCCACAACGGUAACAUCCCCGACGGAAACAUCUGUCACUGGCGUCGAUCUGUUCUUGACAUUAGACUAUGCCAGCGGAGUUCACAAGUCAUGCAAAAACGUGUUAUACCCAAGCAUCAAUGACAUCAAAGUAUUUGACCUAAUGUGUCCUGGAUUCCCAGGCGACAAAUGCUCCCCAGUAGUUUGGUUCAAUGUUUUACAGGGGACAGCACCAACUUCGUACGCAAUCAAUUACAAUUUUGUACACGCAAAUCAAAAUUUUUCAGAUGGUAUUGUUCCACUGUCGAGUACACCACUCGCUUGCGAGAAUCCGGCUGGAAGUGACCCGGCAUGCAGUUGUGAGGAUUGUCCGGCUGCGUGCGAUGCGCAAUAUAUUCCAGAGGCGACUGAUGAGCCGUUUAUGAUCGGGGAAGUGGAUGGUGUGAUUCUUAUUCUGGCGAUUGUGUUUUUCGUGUUCCUGGUCAUACUUAUGGUGUUUAUACUUUGCAUAGCUUUCUGUAAGAAACGGAGAUCAAACGAAACCGAAGAUGAGAUAGAUGCAAACUGCUGUGACUCUUGCAGCAAAAUAUUUAACGAUACAUUAAGUGGAUGGUUUGAAAAGUGGGGUACGAUGGUCGCUAAGCAUCCAUUUAUUGUCCUUUUGGUCGCCGGUAUCGUGGUUGCCGGAUGUUCUUGUGGAAUAAUAUAUACAGAAAUAGUGACAGAUCCUGUGCUGCUUUGGUCAAACCCAGACGGUCAGACAAGGAAGAAUCAAGAGUAUUUUCAAGACACAUUCGGGUCUCCGCCGGUCACUGAACAGUUGUUCAUAACGCCACUUAAUAAUAAUAACACGAUUUAUAAUUCUUACGCAAAUGGGCCUGUUGAAUUUACAGCACUAUUUAACCUGGAAAUAUUUGAGGAGAUAUUAUCUCUGCAGAACCAAAUAAAACAAAUCGAAGUUCCAUUUACUCUUUCUAAUGGUACAAAAACAACGAUUACAUAUCAAGACGUGUGCUACCAACCCUUGGCGCCUCUCUCCGAUGAAUGUUUGACGAUCAGCGUUCUUCAGUAUUGGCAGAAUAACCUCGACAGAAUGAAAGUAAAGACUCCCGUAGCAGACUAUCGAGAUCAUUUCCUGUAUUGCGCCAAUUCGCCAUUGGCUAUUCAAUCCAUUCCUCUAGGCAUUCCCUGCAGUAGCUCAGUUGGCUUUCCAACGUUUCCGUACACUUCCCUCGGAGGCUACGACACUGUUGAUGGCGUAGAUGUUUACAAUAGUGCCGAGGCUUUUCCUAUGGUGCUUUUUGUGAGAAAUGAACCGGACGACAAUGAAUUCUCAGAUAUGAAGAUAGCAUGGGAAGAAGCAUUCAUUGAGUACAUGGAGACGACAUACACAAGUUCGUUGAUAAGGGUUACCUACUACUCAGAUUUUUCACUUGAGGAUGAAAUUAAGAAAGAUAGCGAGGCCGAUACGUUAACAAUUGUCAUCAGUUACUGUGCGGUAUUUGUAUACAUUGUAUUGGCGCUCGGGCAGUACAACAAGUGUGCGCGUCUCCUGGUUGAUUCGAAAAUUACGCUAGGCGUAUGUGGUAUUGUGAUUAUCCUACUUUCCAUUACGUCGGCUGCGGGUGUGUAUGGUUAUGCUGAUAUUAAACCCAGCCUAAUUGUUUUGGAAGUUGUGCCUUUUAUUAUCCUCGCUGUUGGAGCAGACAACAUGUUCAUCCUUGUCAAGGAUUAUCAGUUGGAUGUUCGCCGGGCUGGUGAAACACGUGAGGAGCAAAUCGGACGCACUAUAGGACGAGUUGGUCCCAGCAUCUUCAUGUGUGGCUUGUCCGAAUCUUUCGCUUUCUUUGUUGGCGCGUAUAUUAGGAUUGACGGUAUUUAUACGUUUGCACUAUAUGCUGGUCUCGCUGUUCUCUUUGAUUUUGCUCUGCAAAUGUCAGCCUUCGUCGCUGUGCUAUCUUUGGACGCCUGGCGACAAGAUGCAGGGAAAAUUGAGCCAUGUUGUUGCUGUGGUUGCAGUCACGAAGAGGCAUCACAUGAACUGGGAUAUUUCCAAUAUUUUAUGAAGGAAUAUUAUGCUCCUGUCAUUGUAAACAAAUGGGUCCGCCCUAUUAUUGUGAUCGUAUUCGUCGCUGCUACGUGUGUUAGUGUUUAUCUUCUCACUAUGUUGACUGUCGUGCUGGACCGUUCAGGCGUUCUCGCUGACGAAUCGUAUGCAACAGCUUUUGUAAAAGAUUACCAAAGGUACGGUCAAAUCGGAUUCCCUGUGUACUUUGUAGUAACUGGGGACUACAACUUUUCAUCGGAAGAAGCGCAGAACAUGCUUUGUGGAGGUGCAGGUUGCAGUCCUAUGUCACUAUCUCAGCAAAUAGCGAUAGCCGCUCAAGAUUCACAAAGUAGCUUGAUCGCCUUCCCAGCAACAUCCUGGAUAGAUGAUUAUUAUGAUUGGUUGGGACCAUAUAUUGGAAGUUGUUGUAAAUUUCACAGCGUUAAUACAAGCAAUGCAAUGGCAGGCGACAUUUGCCCAUCGUUAGAUCCUGCAUAUCUACAAACAUGUGGAGACUUCUGUAUUCCAUUUAGUAUACCACCUGCUGUUCAAGAAAGCCGGCCGACAGGUCAAGACUUUUUAAAAUAUUUGCCGAAUUUCUUAAUGGACCCGGCAGGGAUGUUUUGUAGCAAAGGGGGGGCGUCUUAUAGGGGAGCAGUGGCAUUUAAUGAAGAUGGCACGAUAAAAGCGUCUUACUUUUCAACAUACCAUUUAAAAGCGAACACGGGAUUGGACGAAAUCGCCACAUUAGAAAAUGGACUGAGAAUAGCACAGGCGGCAGAAGAUGCAAUCAAGAAAAACAUUUCCAAUCUUGGCGAUGACUUCAGGGUGUUUGCAUACAGUUCACAAUACGUUUUCUAUGAGCAGUUCCUGGAUCUGGUUGAAGAGGCUUACGUUAUACUACCGGUUAUCCUGGCGCCAAUAUUCAUUGUCACUUUACUCUUAAUGGCCUUCGACUUCACAUCAUCAAUAAUUGUGAUCGUCAACGUUGCCAUGAUCGUUGUUGACACCAUGGGUGUGAUGUAUAUUUUGGAUAUAUACUUUAACGCCAUUUCACUCGUCAACUUAAUGAUGGCAACUGGUAUUUCUGUUGAGUUUGUUUCUCAUAUCGCACGGACAUUCCGCUUAAGUACGUUACCAACCAGAAAACUACGUGCACAGUUUGCGCUAGCUACGACGGGAAGUUCAAUUUUCAGUGGCGUGGCCCUUACCAACCUUCCCGGUAUAAUCGUUCUUAAUUUCGCCUCAUCUAAAGUAUUCCAAGUGUACUACUUUCAGAUGUUCCUAGCCAUUACUUUAAUAGGCACUCUUCAUGGCUUGGUAUUUCUUCCAGCCCUUUUGGCAUAUAUAGGUCCAUCGUUGAACAGGGCAGAGGCUGAAGCGGCCAGAAAUGAUGGAAGUGUUGUCGGAACGGUCCAGAUGAAGAAAAUCGGUUCAGUUAAUGGUUAUGACAACAGAGCUGUUGUACCUUAAAUAAUGCUCCACAGCCAUUGCUUCCAGAAUGUCGAAGUCAGGCACAUAAAGCAUAUUAGAGAAGAAGACGUGUUGAGAGAGGCCUGCCUCAUUUCUUGCAUUGUUUCUGAAUUACAUGAUUUUGUAGAACUGUUUUAAUCGAGAAUAAAAUAAGCUCAAUAGAUGUAAACUUAUUGCGAGCUUUAGUUUCUUCGAUUUAUCGAUUAAAAUAGUAUAGAAUAUAAUAAGCAAACCAGAUUCGAAUAUGUAAGAUUUUGGUCUAGGUUUUCAGUGUGAAUUUGAGGUCAGAAUUGGCCAAUAGGGACUAUUAAAUUUUGAUAGUUUAUUUUGUUGUUAUAAGGUGUACACCUCUUGCCUUUUAUUAUUUCUUUUGUAUUAUUGGUUAAUGUUAAUUUGUAUUGAAUCAUAAUAAUAUCUGAAAUACGUUUUUAUUAGCCUAGCAUUAAAUAAACGUAAAUUUAAGUAAAGCAAAUAGAUAUAGAGUAUUAUAAUUUAUAGACGUACGGUACUCAUUGUCAAUGUCAUCGUAUUUGACGUAUUUACAGAUUUGUUUCCAUCGGGAUUUGAACCCAAGAUAUUCUGACUACUGCUUGUUUCCGUUAAAUGAGGCAUAAUAAGGGUCAGGUCAAACAUUCUUGAGUUGUUCAAUGAUGGGAACGUUUUGAAAUGACCUCGGAGUGAAAUAUUAAAUGUAGAUAUUCAUUUUGUUACAGGUUGUCAGAUUAUAUAUACGGUAGAAUUAGACACUUAUUUUUUUUUCGAAUUAAUAUGAUCAGUAUACAGGACUUGAGAUUAUCUCAUCAUUUUACAAUUAAAUAAAAAUAACUGUACUAUGAUAUUAAAACAAAUACCCGAACAGAAAAAUUUUGUAUAUUAUUAAUAAAAAAAAAAAAACUUUCAAAGUA
Molecule: messenger RNA, 5224 nt
Organism: Anneissia japonica
Lineage: Eukaryota; Metazoa; Echinodermata; Crinoidea; Comatulida; Comatulidae
Product: NPC1-like intracellular cholesterol transporter 1
Exons: 22
Coding region: 447-4319 (1290 amino acids)
Cellular component (GO): membrane
Source: RefSeq, a predicted model, not a curated record